This is a messenger RNA of Brassica oleracea var. oleracea, 1367 nucleotides long. Its product is annotated as protein STRICTOSIDINE SYNTHASE-LIKE 8-like. The coding region runs from base 42 to 1172 and encodes 376 amino acids. NCBI's taxonomy places the organism in Eukaryota, Viridiplantae, Streptophyta, Magnoliopsida, Brassicales, Brassicaceae. The transcript is spliced from 3 exons. The record is from RefSeq and is a predicted model, not a curated record. Gene Ontology annotation, molecular function: strictosidine synthase activity. Gene Ontology annotation, biological process: biosynthetic process.
AUCAUCAUUCACAUAACAACUUCUCCUGAGAGACAAGAGGGAUGCCGAUUAGCCUGAGAGUUCUGAAGCAGGUUGCAGCCUUUCCGGUUGUUUUAGCCAUCGUUUGCUAUUUCUUCUGGCCAUCAAUCAUCGCGCCGGACCUCUUAAAGGGCACGAAGGACGUUCUCCAAAUGGCUAAGACCAUUCCUCUCCCUGGUGAUGGACCAGAGAGCUUAGAAUUUGAUUCACAAGGUGAAGGCCCUUACGUUGGCGUCACUGACGGUCGCAUCCUCAAAUGGCGCGGCGAAGAGCUAGGCUGGGUUGAGUUUGCCUACUCUUCUCCUCACAGAGAUAACUGUUCGAGGCAUAAAGUAGUUCCAAGUUGUGGGAGACCAUUGGGACUUAGCUUCCAUAAGAAAACAGGAGAUCUGUACUUUUGUGAUGGUUACUUUGGUGUCAUGAAGGUCGGACCAAAGGGAGGCUUCGCCGAGUUAGUUGUUGAUGAAGCCGAAGGUCGCAAAGUCAUGUUUGCGAACCAAAUGGAUAUAGACCAAGAAGAAGACGUCUUCUACUUCAAUGAUAGCAGCGAUAAAUACCACUUCGAGCAAGUGUUCUACGUGUAUAUGUCAGGGGAGAAGACAGGAAGAGUAAUUAAAUACGAUAUGAAAAAGAAAGAGGCCACAGUUAUAAUGGACAAACUUCAUUUACCUAAUGGUUUAGCUCUAAGCAAGGACGGAUCCUUUGUACUCACCUGCGAAAGUGGUACAAAUACAAUCCACAGAAUAUGGGUCAAAGGUCCCAAAGCCGGGACCAAUGAGGUUUUCGCAAAGAUCCCGGGUCCUAUGGACAAUAUCCGACGCACGCCUACGGGGCAUUUUUGGGUCGCACUGCAUUCCAAAGACAGUUUGUUUACUCGUGUGUUUCUUAGUCACUCUUUUGUUGGAAAGUUUUUCAUCAAAACGCUGAAGGUGGAGACUGCGAUUCAUCUCGUUAAUGGAGGGAAACCUCAUGGAAUUGUUGUGAAACUCUCUGGAGAGACAGGAGAGAUUCUUGAGAUACUUGAGGACAGUGAAGGGAAGACGAUGAAGUAUGUUAGUGAAGCUUACGAGAGAGAAGAUGGCAACUUAUGGUUUGGGUCUGUGUAUUGGCCGGCCGUUUGGGUUCUUGAUAAAUCUGUUUACGGUCUCAAAUGAGCUAGUAAUUUGGUGGUAUGAUCUUCUUUUUAACUUGUUAGAAGACAAGCAUCUUCUUUUGUAUUUUCUUGUUGUUGUGCGAGUGGACUUUGAUUCUGAAGUUUUGAGUUGAGUUGUUUAAUGGAGUUUUGUGGGAUUUUAUAAAUUUUGUCAGGUGGUUAAAAAGAAAAUUUUGUGGGAUUUUAUAAAUUUUGU